Molecule: messenger RNA, 1630 nt
Organism: Epinephelus lanceolatus (giant grouper)
Lineage: Eukaryota; Metazoa; Chordata; Actinopteri; Perciformes; Serranidae
Product: nuclear receptor subfamily 5 group A member 2
Biological process (GO): tissue development; hormone-mediated signaling pathway; regulation of transcription by RNA polymerase II
Cellular component (GO): RNA polymerase II transcription regulator complex
Molecular function (GO): zinc ion binding; nuclear receptor activity; RNA polymerase II cis-regulatory region sequence-specific DNA binding
Source: RefSeq, a predicted model, not a curated record
CCACCUUUGAUUUCAGUUUACUACUUAACACUCAACAGUUACAGUACUUAACCAAGGCCAAACACUGACUCAGCAGAAUGGAGCACAGACAUGAUGUGGGUUUGGAGGAGCUGUGUCCAGUGUGUGGAGAUAAAGUCUCUGGUUACCAUUACGGUCUGCUCACCUGUGAAAGCUGCAAGGGUUUUUUUAAAAGAACGGUCCAAAACAACAAGAAGUACAUCUGUGCAGAAAAGCAGGACUGCAGAAUUGAUAUCACUCAAAGAAAACGGUGUCCAUUCUGCAGAUUUCAAAAGUGUCUUCAUGUUGGCAUGCGACUGGAAGCUGUUCGAGCAGAUCGGAUGCGAGGUGGCAGAAACAAGUUUGGCCCCAUAUACAAGUGUGAUCGUGCCCUCAAGCUGCAGAGAAAGGCUUUGAUUCAAGCUAGUGGAUUCAGACUAGACAGCAACCCAGCUCUGGUCUCCUCAACCCACCAGAGGGACUUGACCUUCACUGGUGACCUCCAUCUAGCACCCAUACUUCACAGCACCCCACUGCCCUCAACACAGAACAGUCAUAUGAGCUACCAGCCUCCAUCACUGUGUUCACUCCUGCCAUCCAGCUCACGUGGUGCCACACAGUACCAGUGUACCUCCCUCUCAAAUUGGACCAUCAGGUCAGAGCACAUUUACAACUGUGCAAGUUCACCCGGCUUUACUGCAGGAAUCAACUCAGGCAAGAUAUACUUGAGACCUUUCUCUCCACAAGGCCCCGGGAUGCCUCAGCUGAUGAUAGAGUUAUUGCACUGUGAUCCAGAUGAGCUACAGCUGCAGACUCAGAUCACUGCUCGUCUCCUGCAGGAGCACAUGAGCUGGGAGAAACAUGGAAACCCUAGCACCUUCAGCCUGAUGUGCCUCAUGGCUGAUCAGAUGCUUUUCUCCAUUGUGGAGUGGGCUCGCACAUCCGUCUUCUUCAAACAACUCAAGUUGAAUGACCAGGUGAAGUUGCUGCACAGCUGCUGGAGUGAACUGUUGCUCCUGGACAUCAUCUCCAGGCAGGUCCUGUGUGGCAAAGAGGGCAGUCUGCUCCCGUUCACUGGGCAGGAGAUGGAGCUGUCUGACAUGGCUUCACAUGCUGGUCUUACCUUGGCCAGCCUCGUCCAGAGAGGGCAGGAGCUGGUCGAGAAGCUCCACAUCCUAAAGGUGGACCGCCAAGAGUUUGCCUGCAUCAAGUUCCUCAUCCUCUUUAACCCAGAUGUGACACCACUCGAAGACCAUCAGUUAAUAGAGAGUGUGCAGGAGCAGGUUGAAGGAGCCCUGCUCGAGUACACACUGUGCACAUCCUCUCACCCUCCUGGACACUUUGCUCAUCUGCUGCUUUGUUUGUCUGAGUUACGCUGUCUCAGCUCCUUCGCCGAAGACUACCUGUAUUGCAAACACCUGAGUGGUGAGGUGCCCUGCAACAACCUGCUCACUGAGAUGCUCCAUGCCAAGCACAGCUGGGCGUGAAGACUCAGAGCCUCUUCAAUUUUCUUCACAUUAGCAUACAAAGGCAUUAAGUUCUGAUCAGUGUCUAAUACAAUGAGAUUACACUUGAUAUUUUUUGUGCUUUAAAACUGAAUUUUAGUAAUAAGUUAUACAAUAAAACUAGAUUG